Molecule: messenger RNA, 1262 nt
Organism: Durusdinium trenchii
Lineage: Eukaryota; Dinophyceae; Suessiales; Symbiodiniaceae
Source: the annotation of a GenBank genome assembly
GCGUUUUCCUUCACAUCUUCAUGGGACGAUGAGGCACCCACAGAUGGAUGCCAAGCAAAUCGGUUGGUGAUCUUUUUGGUUGGAACAAAUCUCACAUGCUAACACAUCACCACGAGCUUCGCGGUGCGAACUCCGCGUUCGCAAAGUUUGGCUCAAGGACAUCUCGACCUCUCACGCACGCGAAGAAACCCGGAGCACCAUGACGAUCGGUUUCAUCGUCGCAGGAGCGAUCAAGCCUGAGGUUGUUCACUUCGGUGACGAUGGUGACCUACCCCCCUUUGACGAUUCAGAUGAUUGCUUGACCAGUGGAGAAUUUCAACCUGUGGCCAGUCGCGCCACGAGUGAAUUCACGACGACGACGACGACGACGAGAUCGAGCAAGAAGAAAUUGUCCAGGGGUACACGAAAUGCAGUUUGGAUUUGGGAGGGCAUGAGGACCUCUGCCCUCCUGAAACAGCACGUUCGUGAGCUGGGCUUCAGCUUUCCAGGCAUGGAAGUGUGUCCUCUCCAUAUUGCAGCAUACGUGGGAGAUCAUCGAGCAGUCCGUUUUCUUCUGCUUAACGGCUCCAAGCUGCGGCAAAAGAGUCCACGAGGCUUAACCGCCUUGGAGAUGGCAAAGGCGGCGAACCGUGGGGGCUCCCAUGACAAAGUCAUUGCUUUGCUGAAAGCCCACAACUCUAAAGAUGAACUUAUGGAGCAGAUGGCAGAAGAGUCUGAUGCCGAUGAUGGCUUUGCCCGUCAGCGAUCAGUGUGAUUCCCUAGGACCCCACCGUUUAAAGCACCGCAGGUUGCGUUCCUCGGGUCGUUCAUCAAAUUCGCCGUUCACGUGGAAUGGCGGCCACGCUCUUCUCGUGAAGAGCAGCGCCCCAGUCGCCGUGUAGCUCUCCCCUUUGGGGUUUUCCCCGACUCGAAGCAACGCACUUGCGGACUGGUGGUCUGGAGAGGGCAAUUGCAUUGAAAUUUUAAGUAAUUAUUUUUAUCAAGUCCUGCUCAAUGGUCUAGGAACAAGAAGCUACUAGUAAUUAUCUGCAUCAAGUGCUCAAUGGUGUCCGACGUUCUUCAGGUGGUUUUGGUUUGUAGACAGAGACAGACAGACAGACAGACAGACCGACUGAUCAAGUUUAUGUUUGAAGUCCGAUGAGCAUCCUGUGGUUUGGAGACCAGUGACCUCACCCUUGGGCAGGCUUGAUGCCAAUUCGUGCCGUGAGGUGAAGCCUGAGGUUUGGGAUGGUUAGUGAAGUCACUAGAAACAAGUGCAUCGC